Aspergillus mulundensis is the source of this 429-nucleotide messenger RNA. RefSeq lists its product as uncharacterized. NCBI's taxonomy places the organism in Eukaryota, Fungi, Ascomycota, Eurotiomycetes, Eurotiales, Aspergillaceae. The coding region runs from base 1 to 429 and encodes 142 amino acids. The transcript has a single exon. The record is from RefSeq and is a predicted model, not a curated record.
AUGUCCUCAAGCUCCGACUCCGACCAAACACUUCCCAUCGAUACCCUGGUCAAACCAGGCUACCACGAAAGAAUUGUGCUAGAGAUCGACCGCCGAGACCCGGACAUGAUGAGCCUAGUCGUCGUCUCCAGAACAGUACUUGCCCAUAGCAUCGACGUUGUCGACCUCGCAGAUCAUCAAGUACAGCUCCAAGAGCCCGGCUCGACCGACUCUACGAACGGCAGUGGAAAUGGCAAUAGCGAUAUUAGUGACACUUCGAACACCGAAGGUGAAGGCGAAGCAACAACAGCUGAGAGCACGCCCAAAAGAACUCGCUGGGGAAAGAGCGACAAUACCAGGGCUGUGGAAAAGAGCAAGAAGCGCAUCUGUACGAGUGGUUCGGCUGUUGCGAUCAAGAAGACGAAGUCGGUACUUAUUCGAGAGCGAUGA